GCGUUCGGCGUUCCGUCAGGAGGAAGUGAAAGGAGUCGAGCAGCUGAGGCAGCAGAUCGUUAGCUCGCUGCCACGUUUAAACCCAACCCGUCGAUACCCGUCUUAUUGUGUCGCAUGAAACAGUAGUGUUGAUACGCGAUCAGCAGCCGGACACGGAGGUUCCCGCCUGCAAGCAGGUCAAAGGUCGCCGUCCCCCCAAAUAAGAGCCUCGACCGGAGACCCGCGGCCAGACCAAUCGGGGCCCCUACCAGACCCCGCUGCUCCCGCUGAGAAGAUGACCUCCAGGAAGAAGGUGCUGCUGAAGGUCAUCAUCCUAGGAGACUCUGGGGUGGGGAAGACCUCCUUGAUGAACCAGUACGUGAACAAGAAGUUCAGUAACCAGUACAAGGCCACAAUAGGAGCAGACUUUCUGACCAAGGAGGUGAUGGUGGACGACCGGCUGGUCACCAUGCAGAUCUGGGACACGGCGGGCCAAGAAAGGUUCCAGUCUCUGGGCGUGGCGUUCUACCGCGGGGCCGACUGCUGCGUGCUGGUGUUUGACGUCACCGCCCCCAACACCUUCAAGACCCUGGACAGCUGGAGGGACGAGUUCCUGAUCCAGGCUAGCCCGCGCGACCCCGAGAACUUCCCCUUCGUGGUGCUGGGCAAUAAGAUCGACCUGGAGAACCGACAAGUGACCACCAAGAGGGCCCAGGCCUGGUGUCAGAGCAAGAACAACAUCCCGUAUUUUGAGACCAGCGCCAAAGAAGCCAUCAACGUGGAGCAGGCGUUCCAGACGAUCGCACGCAACGCCCUGAAGCAGGAGACGGAGGUGGAGUUGUACAACGAGUUCCCGGAGCCCAUCAAACUGGACCGCAACGACCGGGCCAAGCCGUCGGCGGAGAGCUGCAGCUGCUGAGGACCGUGGACCUUCUCCUCUCGCCACCAACCCGACACCAAUUACUUUACGUGCGUUCCUCCUCCUCCUCCUCCUCCUCCUCCUCCGCAGGGAAGGGGUUCCCUCCUGCGGUCUUCCUCCGGCAGUGUCAUGGAGAACCCCCUCUCACACAGUACGCCGCAUGUGGACUUAUUCCAACACAUUAGCACACUAGAAUCUCCCUUUAUCAACAUGCUGACCCUCCCAGGGACCAGGCCUCCUGUGACCCCCCCCCCUGCUGGAGCCCUCAGAGCUGAUAAGACCCCCGUAUGCCAGCCUGUGAUGUGAGUUAACCAGAGUCAUAUUCCCUUAUGGUCCCCAUCGCCCCUCAGUCCCAUUUCACAAAGGUUUGCUUUCUAUGGUCUGUUCGAAGAAAUUAAAUCAACAUCUAACAAACUAUAAUAGAUAAAUUAUAUAUAUAUAUAUGUACAAUAUUUGGCUGGUAUAGUUUAUUGCUGAUGCCAGUCUGAAACGUAUUCGUCUGCACUUUUUAUGUUUUGCCUUUAAAUGUUUCUAUUGUUUAGGGAUGCCUGGUUUUCCACCAUUGCAUCUUGGGAAACGUUGAGUCACGCAGCUUCGCUUUCGGUUUUGUGUCAAAGUAACACCUCCUUCCAGCGCCCCUUAAUGCCCGCGUUCAUGGGCCAAUGUCGCAAAUAGAAAAUCAGUCGCUACCAAUAAGACGUGCUGAUUUAAAACGUGUAGAACAUGAUAUUCAGACAUUAAUACUCUUUGCCUUUUAUGUAAAUGAUGUGUAACGCUACCGUUUCUACUGUGUGUGUAUUCUGUCCGUCAUCACCGUCCUACACGGCUGGGACUGUCUCACCAUCACACUCUUUCUUUUCUUACUUAUACUAUUGCUUGUAGCUCAGGUCGGCCGAGAAGUCAAGACUCCUUUUUAACUGUGUAUACAGUAAACCUACAGGUGACAUAGGGAUGGGUUCAAAAGAUGGACUCUCUCUCUCUCCAUCUCAACAACUUAUUUUUUUGCCCUCAUAAUACUAUUUUCCCUGAAAGAUCUCUGCAAUACCAAUGAUGUUGUUGACAAAUCCGGAAAUAAUAAAAAUCUUGAAUAUAUAAA
Molecule: messenger RNA, 1994 nt
Organism: Gadus macrocephalus (Pacific cod)
Lineage: Eukaryota; Metazoa; Chordata; Actinopteri; Gadiformes; Gadidae
Product: ras-related protein rab7-like
Exons: 6
Coding region: 275-898 (207 amino acids)
Biological process (GO): endosome to lysosome transport; phagosome-lysosome fusion
Cellular component (GO): phagocytic vesicle; lysosome; late endosome
Molecular function (GO): GTP binding; GTPase activity
Source: RefSeq, a predicted model, not a curated record